UGUAGGAGCGAGCGAGCGCGCAAAGAGGGGGAUGGGGAGAAUUGUUUUUGUGUUGCAUUCCUGCAGUGUGUUUGACCUUUGACCUCGUUGUUGUGUUCUUCUCGUCUUGCAUUCCAAAGUGAGGAUUUCCUGCAGUAUGCCAAAGGCGUUAGUAGUGGCUGCUGGGGCUCGCCUGUUCUGUCCCAUGUCUGUGUUUACCACUAUUUAACCAGCAAGACGUUACAAAUAACCUACCUGGUCUGUGUGCACAACGCCGCUGCUGCAACAACCGAUCGCUUUACUUGACAUAGCGCGCUAGAAUAUACGGAGUGAAUACGCAAUUAUAUUUUCCUAGUUGAGGAGAGAAAAGGAAUCUGAGACCUUUUGGUAUUUCAGCUAGCCUAGCACGCUAGCGGGCUUUUGCCGUAAAUCACGCACACGUUUCAUAUCCGCCGAAUCGAGCUGAGGCUGCUGCAGAGAAUCCGCACCCGCGAGACAACACUGAGGAAAUGAAGGACAAACAGAAGAGAAAGAAGGAGCGCACGUGGGCAGAGGCAGCUCGCAUGGUUCUGGAGAACUUUUCUGAUGCCCCAAUGACACCUAAACAGAUUCUACAUGUCAUCCAAACAAAGGGGCUCAAAGAAAUGAGUGGCACAGCCCCACUGGCCUGUUUGGUCACCAUGCUUCAUUCUCAGGUCAGAGGAGACCGAGUGAAAAACUCUAUUUUCUUCAAGCUGCCAGGAAGGAUGAGUCUGUUUACGCUGAAGAAAAAUGCCCUUCAGUGGACAAAGAGCCCAACAGCAACAGAUUCUGGAGAUGCAUCCAGCACCCCAACAGCAUCCACCACAGCAACAGUUGGAGCGGUAGGGGCAGAGCAGGAGAGCUGUGACUCCACAGAGACCGCUGCUGCUAGUGGUGAAAAUGAUGCUUCUGUGGAUGAGACCUCUUCCAGUGCCUCUUGCUCCACAGAACCACAGACCAGACUGAGUCGAUCUUCACAGUCAGGGAGACAGAGGAAGAAAGCAGUGAUGAUGCCCCGUGUAGUGCUCACUCCUCUCAAGGUCAACGGUGAACACGUCCCAUCAGGAGCAGCGGGGAGGCGCAGGGAAGGCUCUAGGGGGGGUCCAGGCCCCACUCUCCGUGCCCGCUCCGAGCUGGGCUGGAAACGCACCCAGCACUUCAAGAGCAUGCGUGGCCUUCGUUCAGGUCCCAUGAAGAGGAACAGAGGAGGAGUGGAGGUGGAUUUUGAGACUCCAGGCUCCAUCCUGGUCAACACUAACAUUCGUGCUCUCAUCAACACACGAACCUUUGCUGCAUUUCCCACUCACUCGCAGCAGCAACUCCUCCAUCUUCUUCCAGAGGUGGACAGACAGGUUGGCCCUGAUGGCCUUGCACGGCUAAGCAGCUCAGCCCUCAAUAAUGAAUUCUUCACUCAUGCCUCCCAGAGCUGGAAAGAGCGGCUUGCUGAGGGCGAGUUCACACAUGAGAUGCAAGUUCGGUUCAGGCAAGAGAUGGAGAAGGAGAAGAAAGUAGAGGCAUGGAAGGAGAAAUUCUUUGAGGAGUAUCAUGGUCAAAGGUCUGGCUUGACUAGAGAGGAGGCAUUAAAACUCACAAUGAGUGAUGAGGGAGAUGUUGCAGGUGCAGUUCUGGACUCUGAUUCUGCCACAGUGGUUACACCCAAGAGGCGAAAUGUUGGAAGACGAAGGAGGGAAGGCCGUAUAAGACGCCGUUCACGAGCUGACCUUAGACGUAGGGCUCGUCGCACACUUUGCAAAACUACGGCUGCAGCUGUUCCACCAGCAGAACCAACUGAGAGCAAUACAACCUCAGAUGUUGUAACAUCAGUUGCAUCACCAGUCCCAGAAGCUACAGUAGUUCAGGGAGAGGUGGUCCUUCAAGAAGACCUUGGACUGAAAGCCCCAGAAGAAGACCUCUCUGCAGAAGCAGUCCCCUCCCCUGUUCCUGUACCUACACCUCCUCCAGCCUCCACAAACUCAACCUGCGAUGAACCAGAAGCCUCCACACACCUGCUGUCUGAAGUGGCCGAACCGGCUGUUGCAUCCACCUCCUCUCCGUCCUCAUCCUCUUCUUCAACAUCGUCAUCAUCGUCGCCCUCUUCAUCUCCCUCCUCUGCCUCAGACAGACAGGCUUUUGCCGCAAGCUCUGACUCUUCUUCCUCUUCCUCCUCAACGGCUGCUGUUGGUACAGACCCGCUUGAUGACGGGGCUUCAGUCAUCACCACUGGCACAGCAGGCACAGGUGCAAGCAGCAGGGAGAGCAGCCCAGCAGCCAGUCCUACCACAGCAAGCCCUGCACUUCAGCUCAAAGAUCAGAAGAGGAGGCCAGACGAGUCCCAGGCCUUCACCAGCUUUCCAGAGAAAAGAGCGCGGCUGGAUGAGCGUCAGUCCUUUCGUAACACAGUUGACUGUGUGCACUCAGAAAAGCCACAACCUUCAACAGAGGAGCCUAAGGUCCCGCCAAUCAGGAUACAGCUCUCCCGGAUCAAACCGCCCUGGGUCAAGGGGCCGCCAACGUACCAAAUCUGUCCCCGCAUCGUGCCCCCCAGUGAAGGGUCGCGGCGCUCUGGGACGGGGGCGCGCACCCUGGCGGACAUCAAGGCCCGUGCACAGCAAGCCCGAGCCCAGCGGGAAGCCGCUGCUGCUGUUGCAGCCUCUGGGGAAGGGGGAGGGCCUCGGGGGAGCGGCCCGGGGGGUGGUACUGGGAUACCGGAUCGCACCUGCGGGAGGCGUUCAAGAGAGCACCCGGGUCCCGUUGAACCUGGAGGAGGAAGACGAGGAGAAGGAGGACGAGAUGAUUUGGAGGAGCAGGAAUCGCCUGCGAGCUCUCAUUCAUCUGGAGCACAACUACAGCUGUCCAGUGUAGAUUCAACAGUGAUGCCUCAAGCCACAACCCCACUUACUCCACCAUCUCCAUCCUCUGUGUUUUCAAACCCAUCUCUGCCACAAUCAGAGUCUCCAAAAACACUCACACCAUCACCACCUGCAGCUGACAGCCCUGCAUCCCAGGACCAGGUGGAGGAGAUUUGUGGAGUGGAAGAUGUGACAGCCUGCCCAAGUGAUAAAGCCUCCGAGCAGACCUUAGAAACCCCAGUGCCUACGCCAAGUGAAUCAGAGUCUUUUUGCAGUCAUCAAGAGGGCAGAGCUGAGGAGACGGAGUCCAUUGAGAGUAGAACAACCACGCCUGUUUGCACCUCAGCAUCAAAUGAUACCAUUUCUUUAGUACCCACUUCCAUACCAGACUCUCUGCCAAGAUUUGGGGCCCAGGGUGUGGAUGUCAUUAGGACCCUGGCAGCUUCAUCUCAACCCUGGGAAGGUGAACAGAAUGGUGGUGAGCAUCAUCCAGGGACAACUGGCGUUAUCCAGCAUGGUUCAGACAUAAAAAUACCCAAAGAGACGCCCAUUAUUGCCCGAAAUGGAUGGGUGGAAGGGAGUGAACAGCAUUCCAUGAGAGAGGGGUUGUUACCAGAACAUAAGAAUUGUGGAGGUGAUGCUGAUGCCAAAUAUGAAUCGGGCUCUCUGCCUUGUCUGCCAGGUAGUGCUGGAGAAGAUGACACUGGAGCACACAGUGAUUCAACAGAAACUGCAUCAGACUUUGAAAAUGAAACUCAAGAGAAUGAAGCCAUAGACUGUCAUGGAACACAGAUGAAUAGUAACAACAUACAAUUUCCGAAUUCAAAGUUACAGAAUCAGCCUGUCAUUCAGACCCCAAGUCGACUUGCUUCAUCAAUGUUGAGUCCUCCACAGCAACAGCAACCAGUCAUACAGGCCCAUGUAUCUAACCCUACCCACAAUCAAACUGUCAUCCAGGCUCGCUUCCCUAAUGGUGUGCCAAACCAGCCAGUAUUUAAUCCUCAAAAGCAGCAUACAAUACGUAUCCAUGCUAUAAACCAUGCUCAGGACCAGACUGCUGCUGCGCCCACUCAAGCCCAAUUGCAUGCAUAUAUCACACAGGCAGAAUGGGACCAAAGCAGAAAUCUAAGAAUGAAUGAUAACAGCAAUGGUGUGAAGCUCUUUGUCCCAACAGAGGAUGAAAACAAAAUUAUCAGCAGAGGGCCUGCAGAGGAUUAUGGACUAAAAAAUUCUCCAGUUGCUCCAAUUGGCAGAAGAGUCUCGACUCCAAACUCAACUCGACCAGUUUCCUCAGUAGAGGCCAACAAUCCUCUUGUCACCCAGCUUCUUCAAGGUAGCCUACCGUUAGAAAAGGUUUUACCCCAGCCUCACUCGGUCAGCAAACUGGAAAUUAAUAGACUCCCAGGUGCCCCUGCGGGUAACACAGCAAAUCGUCAACCUGGAGGACCUCCAAGGAACUUGGGUCCACGUUAUAGAGGCCCAUCUGAGACGGGAGGGUCUAUAGAAUCUAGUGGCUCUGAGUUUCAGCACAAAGCCCCAUCAGCUCGAGUAUCUCCUGGACCUGGCUGGAACUUUGGUUCUUCCCCACCAGGUUCUGCUCAAUCACGAAUGGUAUGCUUAUUUGAGGAAGCUAGCCCAAGAUCCACGAAUAUUCAAUUCAGUUCCCAACAACCAGGAGGUCAAGUGCCCCCAGGAGCAGUACCUGUCAUAACAUCGCUUCCCUCAAACUCUGCUGUCAGGACCUCAAUGGAAAUUAACUCCCAAAAUGCUCUGGUUUAUGAAUCGGCUGUCAUUAAAGAGCACCCUGGACCUCAGCCUCAACGGGGUGAAACUCCAGAGAGGCCUGCUGGCUUUCAACAACAUCCAAACAAUCUCUCCCAGUCUGUGUGCAGAACCACGGCUGAUGCUCCCUCAUCUCCACGCAGCAACCUUUGUCCCUCUGAGGUUGUACCUACUGUUAAGAUUAACUGGCGCCCAACCAAACCCCAGCCACCUCAGACAAAUCAGCAACCGCUCUCCCCUGUAGCUACAGUAAAGAAUGAAGUCACCUCACGCCCUUCGUGCCAACAAGCUCUCACCAAAAAUUCACCUGCUCCUAUCAGCUGCAAUACUUCUUUUGUUAUAACCAAAAAGGAGCCUUCGAGCACUCUGGACAGUUUUCAUGGUGGUGGUGGAGCUAUGGAGGGACUGCUAAAUAUGGAAAUGUCUCUUGCCAGAAUGGCCAAAAAGGAACCAGUCAAAAACCCUUAUCGUCGCCAAACAGACACCUCAGCCACUCCUGUCUCCUCUCCUUCCUCGUCUGCCUCUCAUCUCCCUUAUCAGCUAUAUGGCAAGCUACCAAAACUACAGCAGUGUGGGGGGUCCUCCACCAGCUUCAGUUACACAGCUAAUGUUUCCAUGGUGGACGGUAGUGGGUUCUCCCGCAGUUUAGCUGAUGGUGUGCUGCAGCUAAGGCCACGCAUGAGUGUCGGCAGUGGUGGAGGCCAGAAUUCUAAGCUAAGCAUUCAGGCAUUUGCAGACAGUGCCGCAGAAGAAGUGGCUCUGAAGUGUUCCUGCCGACUUAAGGCCAUGAUCAUGUGCCAAGGCUGUGGUGCUUUCUGCCACGAUGAUUGCAUUGGCCCCUCCAAACUCUGCGUGUCUUGUCUAGUGGUCAGAUAGUUUGAUGCAGCUCCUCAAAACUGAGCCUAUAGGUCAGAGCAAAUACUUUGGCCACUCUUGACAUUCUAGCCCCUUGCAAGUGGUUAUAUACUACAGGAAGUCUUGGACUCUUGUGAGCGAAGAUGUGGCUGGCCAGAUUUUUGUUGAUGGGCCAGGCAAUACAGUAGGGCUUGUAAGAUAAAAUUCAGUCUGUAUUUUUGUUGCAUAUUUUUUCUAUUGCUGUUAUGAUGGUGUUAUUAUUAUUAUGAUUUCAAUAAUAAUUAUAUAUUGGUAUUAUUAUGUGAAUUUACGUGGCACGGUUGAUUGUCAAUUGUGCCUUUUCUUUCCCCCUGCAACAAAACAUUUACCUCAUCUACUUGACACCAGUCAUCAGUUCAGUGAAAAUGGUGGCGUUCCUGUUUAUUUUCUUCUCUUGAUGACUCUGUGAAGAGAGCUUUAAGAGUAUUUUUUGUGUAAUGUCUUGCAAAGAAAUAUUUUUUUAAUCAUUAAACGAAAAAUUACAUUUUUGUUAAGUGCUUUCCCUCCUUUUGUUUUCAUUUUAUUUUCUCAUCCAAAGUGAAGUCCAGUCUGUACUUGGCGGUUAAGCACAGUAUUCAAAUCUAAUAAAGCUGAAAGUGAGCGUAUUUUAUCUGUAUUUAACUGAGGGUGGAGUGGGCCACUGGUUUUUAAUUUUUUAUUCUAGUAGCUCUAGUAUUGUAUUUUAUGAUUAGCACAUGUGCAGAUAAUAUUUGUUUUAGUGUCACCUGUUCAGGAAAUAUUUUAUUUCUCCAUCCCUCAUAAUAAUGCAUAUUUAGAUAUGGUCUCUCACACUAUACAAAUCUAAAUUCUGUAUUUAAUGUCCAUCCCACACAUGAGCCAAAACAGUAUUUCAUCAAUCACUUUAUUGAAUUUUAUAUUAAAUGUUUAUUUAAACUACAGUCUCCAUUUUUGUCUCAGACUAGAUCAACAAUGUAAUAGUUAAUGUUUCCCCGUCACUGGGAACAUAGAAAAGGUACUUUGCCUCAUACAAGUAAUUUUGGACCCUUUGGUGUUUGCUACAUUUAGCACCCACUUUGAAAAGGCUAUAAAUAUAAUAUAUAUUUAUAUAUAUAUAUAUUUGCCACAUUCACUUUCAUUUAAAUUCAAAUGAGUUGUAGUUAAUAAGCAGAUGUAAUAUUGCAAAACAUUUGAAUCAUCUAAAAUUCCAUCACUGUGAGAAGACAUUUCUUCAAUGAUGUAUGCCUUUGUUCACCUAUUCUUUGUUUCAUUUGGUUAGAGAGAUAACAGCUCCAAGGAUAUGACCUUUUGCCCUUUUCUAAAUAUAGAAUUUUUUUAGAAUGGUUUGUUCAUAACUGCAACAAUAUAAAAUUUCAAUCCCAAUGACACUAUCAGUGCUUUUAAAAUCACUGGACAAAUUGUAACCAUAAUUAAGAGCACCACUAUACCUAUAUAACUAUACCUUCUGAAUAUCAAAACAAAGACCAUGAUGUCAGUACAAAUUAGGGCUGUCAAUUUAACAUGUUAAUUCAGUGCAAUUAAUUUUAAUGCCUUCAAUGAUAUGGACAAUUCCAGAGAAAUACAAGCUUGUAGUCCCACCUGUUUACUCCAAAGGGCAUUAAGUGAAACUUGAGCUGCUUGACAAUGUUCAGUUUAUACAGAAAAACACCCUUGAGCAGCAGAACAACACAAACAUGCAUUAUGCUUUUGCGUUCAAAACACUUGGGAGUGUAAAUCGGAACUAAGGGAUCUCAAGAUGUGUUCUAAGUAUUAAACUAUAUUUAACUUGACACAGUGACCUAAAAAUUGUAUAUUUAUGACGCAACGCACCAGACACUCUACACAAGCAUGUCUGACGCAGGUGUAAAUUGACGGUCUUUAAACAAGCCCUCAUAAUAAAUCUCGAACUGAUUGACAAAUUCACUUGUGAAAUGGAUUGCUGUGAACUGUAUGCCAAUGAUUGACUUAUGAUCAAUAAUAUGGUAGUAAACAAUACAUUGUAUUCUAAAGCCGCUUUUUGUAUUGUCUUAUCAAUGAUUAACUCUUCUGCUACAAGAAUGUAAUGCAUUGUAAUUAUCUGAAUUU
Molecule: messenger RNA, 7568 nt
Organism: Xyrauchen texanus (razorback sucker)
Lineage: Eukaryota; Metazoa; Chordata; Actinopteri; Cypriniformes; Catostomidae
Gene: asxl1
Product: ASXL transcriptional regulator 1
Exons: 12
Coding region: 489-5507 (1672 amino acids)
Biological process (GO): animal organ morphogenesis; positive regulation of transcription by RNA polymerase II
Cellular component (GO): PR-DUB complex
Molecular function (GO): peroxisome proliferator activated receptor binding; DNA binding; chromatin binding
Source: RefSeq, a predicted model, not a curated record